GGCGCUGAGAGGCUGUCUCAGUCUGUCUCGUCUGUCUCGUCUGUCUCGUCUGUCUCAGUCUGUCUCAGUCUGUCCUGAAGCCUGGAUCUGUUCUCCACUUCAGAGCAGACCAGAGGAGGUCCGACAGCCAUCUUUCCCAGAAACCCUUUCAGUUUCACGCUGAUGGAGGAUCAGGCCCGGCACUGAGUUCCUGCAGAAUCGACACGCAGAAGAAAAGCUGCCUCUCUGCUUCAGAUGUGAGCAGCUUUUCCUGGCAGGAACACAGUCUGGAGAUUUGGUGACGAGGUCCAGCCAAAGGACGGGUCAGUCAUGGCGAGCAGAACCUCCAGCCUGUAGUGAUUCUGCUGUAAGGAGACGAGGACCCAGAGCGACGCGUUUACCUGCCAACUCUCACAUGAUGCUUGGCCUCCAUGUUGGACGCCGCUCGCUGUUGCUGCUCAGCCUCCUCCUGCUGGCGGUGCGGCGCGCCGAUCAGCAGAGGCUUCACCAAGUCCAGCACGGGCAGUGCACCUACACGUUCGUCCUGCCUGAGGAGGGACGGGCCGGCUGCAGAGAGGCCAGAGGCGGCGGCGGCGGCGGCGGCGGCGGCAGGACCAGUCCGCACGACGCCAACGCCAUCCAGAGAGACGCGCCGCCGGCCGAGCCCAGCCUGAAGAUCCAGCAGCUGGAGAGCGUCAUGCAGAACUACACCCAGUGGCUGCAGAAGAUCGAGAGCUACAUCAGGGACAGCAUGAAGACGGACAUGGCUCACCUGCAGCAGAGCGCCAUGCACAACCACACGGCGGCCAUGUUGGAAAUGGGCACCAGCCUUCUCUCCCAGACCGCAGAGCAAACACGCAAGCUAACUGACGUGGAGACUCAGGUUUUGAAUCAAACGUCGAGGCUUGAAAUCCAACUGCUGGAAAAUUCGCUUUCCACCAACAAGCUGGAGAAACAAUUAAUGAUCCAAACGACUGAGAUCAGCAAGCUGCACGACAAAAACAGCCUCCUGGAGAGGAAGAUGCUGCAGAUGGAGCAGCAUCACGGCGAGCAGCUGCAGGCGCUGAGGCAGGAGAAGCGCAGCCUGCAGGCGCUGGUGGGCCGGCAGAGCGCCGCCAUCCGGCAGCUGGAGGCCCGAGGGAACGGCAGCGCUCUGCAGGAGAUGAUGGGCAGCCGCUGCUCCGAGCAAGCAGGCGCAUCCAACCAAUCAGGAGCUGCGGAUGAAGAGAAGCAGUUUGCCGACUGCGCGGAUUUAUACAAAGCCGGUUUCCAUAGAAACAGCGUUUACACCAUCCAGAUAAAUCCACAGGAAACUAGGAAGGUGUUCUGCAACAUGGAGAGCGCGGGCGGCGGAUGGACCGUCAUCCAGCGCAGACAAGACGGCAGCGAGGAUUUCCAGAGAACAUGGAAGGAGUACAAGCUGGGCUUUGGCAGUUUGCUGGCAGAGCACUGGUUGGGAAAUGAGCACAUUUACCAGCUGACCAGCAGGCGGCAGCACGUGCUCCGGAUUGAGCUGACGGACUGGGACGGACACCAGGCCUUCUCGCUCUACGAUCGAUUCCAGAUCGGCAAUGAGAAGCAAAACUACAGGCUGUUCCUGAAGAGCCACAGUGGGACGGCCGGGAAGCAGAGCAGCCUGGUGAUCCACGGAGCCGAUUUCAGCACCAAGGACCAGGACAACGACAGCUGCUCCUGCCAGUGCGCCGUGAUGCUGACGGGCGGCUGGUGGUUCGAUGCCUGCGGCCCGUCCAACCUCAACGGGAUGUACUUCGGCCGCGGGCAGCACGUCGGGAAGCUCAGCGGCAUCAAGUGGCAUCACUUCAGAGGACCCAGCUACUCGCUGCGCGGCACCGCCAUGAUGACCCGCCCGCUGGACUUCUGAGCCGCCAUGAUGACGCCAUGAUGACGCCAUGAUGGCCCGACCACUGGACUUCUGAGCCGCCAUGAUGGCGCCAUGAUGACGCCAUGAUGACGCCAUGAUGACGCCAUGAUGACGCCAUGAUGACCCGCCCGCUGGACUUCUGAGCCGCCGUCGGGAUUCCUGGUUCUUCCGGACUUUCCUUUAAAAACGGACAGAAAUGAUCCGCAGUUUUCUGCCAUUUUGUCCGAAUUGUUUUGGCUGAAAGGGGAAAAAAACUGUAAAAUGAUGUUUAAAUUCAGCUGAAUAAAUGUUAUUAAUGUUAUAUUUACAACAGCUGCUGUACGAAGUGUUUAACCGUUACGAGUGUUUUUAAUAAUUACUGCGAUUUUAGCUUUAAGAUCAGCAUAAAGUGAGAAAAUGUGUGAAAUUAUAAAUAAAGACCAAUGUGGGGAUAGAA
Molecule: messenger RNA, 2297 nt
Organism: Poecilia reticulata (guppy)
Lineage: Eukaryota; Metazoa; Chordata; Actinopteri; Cyprinodontiformes; Poeciliidae
Source: RefSeq, a predicted model, not a curated record